CCCAAUCUCCAUCAUUGCCGAUCGAGCCUUGAAGCCUUGAUUAAUCAGCCGAGAUUAGAUCGAUCAAGGAGCUAGCUUCCUGGAUAUGGCAGUGGGAGAGGGCAAGGUGAGUCCGGAUGCCAUCGACAACGAAGUUAUCAGCAACGGCAGCACCAAGGACUACCUCGACCUUGCUCCGGUGCCGCUGGUGGAUGCCGCCGAGCUGGGCAAGUGGUCGCUCUACCGCGCCGUCAUCGCCGAGUUCACCGCCACGCUGAUCUUCGUCUACGUCGCCGUCGCCACCGUGGUCGGCCACAAGCGCCAGACCGACGCCCAAGCGUGCAGCGGCGCCGGCGUGCUGGGCAUCGCGUGGGCCUUCGGCGGCAUGAUUGCCGUCCUCGUCUACUGCACCGCCGGCAUCUCCGGCGGCCACAUCAACCCCGCGGUGACGUUCGGGCUGCUGCUGGCGCGCAAGGUGUCCCUUCCAAGGGCCUUUCUGUACAUGGUGGCGCAGUGCGUGGGCGCCAUCUGCGGCGCCGCGCUGGUCAGGGCCGUGCACGGAGGCCACCACUACGCACUCUACGGCGGCGGCGCCAACGUGCUCGCGCCGGGGUACUCCAGGACAGCGGGGCUCAUCGCGGAGAUCGCCGGCACCUUCGUGCUCGUGUACACGGUGUUCUCGGCGACCGACCCGAAGCGCAUCGCCCGGGACCCGCACGUGCCAGUGUUGGCGCCGCUGCUCAUCGGGUUCGCCGUGCUCAUGGUGCACCUCGCCACCAUCCCCGUCACCGGCACCGGGAUCAACCCGGCCAGGAGCUUUGGCGCCGCCGUGGUGUACAACGGCGGGAAGGCUUGGGACGACCAGUGGAUCUUCUGGGUUGGCCCGUUCAUCGGCGCCGCCGUGGCCAUGGUGUACCACCAGUACGUCCUCAGAAACGGCGCCGUGUUCCGCUCCAACAAGGCUGCCGCCGUCUAGCUACACACCACUGUUGCCACAUCCAUCCAUCCUUUGAUGCGGUCAAUCUUUAUUUACUACUAGUUGAUGAGUUGAGAUCCACAUUACCGAUGGAUCCACCGUGUGGCUAUCAAAAUCAAUAGUUAAUUAG
This is a messenger RNA of Aegilops tauschii subsp. strangulata, 1085 nucleotides long. RefSeq names its product aquaporin PIP2-5. Lineage: Eukaryota; Viridiplantae; Streptophyta; Magnoliopsida; Poales; Poaceae. Gene Ontology annotation, biological process: transmembrane transport. Gene Ontology annotation, molecular function: channel activity. Gene Ontology annotation, cellular component: membrane. The record is from RefSeq and is a predicted model, not a curated record.